Helianthus annuus (common sunflower) is the source of this 465-nucleotide messenger RNA. Its product is annotated as probable serine/threonine-protein kinase PBL2. The transcript has a single exon. Gene Ontology annotation, molecular function: ATP binding; transmembrane receptor protein tyrosine kinase activity. Gene Ontology annotation, cellular component: plasmodesma; plasma membrane. NCBI's taxonomy places the organism in Eukaryota, Viridiplantae, Streptophyta, Magnoliopsida, Asterales, Asteraceae. The coding region runs from base 1 to 465 and encodes 154 amino acids. The record is from RefSeq and is a predicted model, not a curated record. Gene Ontology annotation, biological process: protein autophosphorylation.
AUGUUCCUUGUGUACGAGCAUGUGUCUCGUGGAAGCCUUGACCGCUAUUUGGACUCCCCUCAUCUCACGUGGUCACAACGUCUCAAGAUAUGUUUGGAUGCCGCAAAGGCGCUAAGGUACCUUCAUGAUCAAAAGGAGAGACACCAAAGACUUAUUCACUGUGAUGUAAAAAGUGCCAACAUCCUACUUGAUGACCAAUGGAAUGCUAAAGUUUCUAACGUUGGAUUAUCAAUAAUGGGCCCCACUAAUGAACAUAGCUCUGUUACUGUCACAGUUGUAGCAAGUACCCCUGGGUACUGUGAUCCACAGUAUGCGAUGACACACACCCUAACGAAAAAGUCCGAUGUAUACUCUUUUGGUGUGGUCUUAUUUGAAGUUUUAUGUGGGAGAUUAUGCUAUACGCUUGAUAGCAAGGAUCAUGUUAACGAGAUCUUAGUGACCACGUGGGUUAAGAGCUAUGAAUAG